AUGAGAUUCGGCCAGGACUACCACAGGUACCAGGUGCCGGAAUGGGCAACAUUCUACGUCCCAUAUCUCUCAUUAAAAAGGCUAUUUAACAAGGCCGUCAGGAUAGCGGGCCCUACAAAACAGCAACCGAAUUUUACAGAAUUAUAUGAAGGUCUCGAGUGUAGCAUCGAUUCUUUCAACUGCUUUCACCACGAAAACUAUCAAUUCCUAACCAAAAGGGAAGCGGACAUUCGCAAAAAGUAUGGAUUGGUACUUGAAGUGAAUACUCCAGAAACAGAGAAUGCAAACUGCCGUGAGUUGGAGAACCUCCUCAAAGCUAUGACAGAACUCGGCAAGGACUUGGAAAAGCUGCAAUGGUACUAUCGGGUGAAUGGGGAAGCUAUCCAGAGGAUAUAUGCAAAGCUCGAAAAAUUUCACAAUUUGAUCGGCCCGCCCCACCAAAACCACAAAUCCAAGUGGAUAAAACUGAAAAGCGAUUGCGAUACCCUAUAUUUGAAGCACACCGAAAGCUUGAAUGCUUUGAUAGCUGGGAUCGUUCGAACCCGCACUGGUGCAAAGCUUCACUCGACAUCUAUAUCUAUGUGUCUGGAAAGUACCUGUGGUCAAUCUCCACUUUCUCAUUCCUUCCGCAAGGCUUUAUACUCCGCUAUCAGGGAUGACCAGCCGUCGAAGUUGGCCAAUUUACUGGAUGAGAUGUACUUGAAUAAUAGAAUGUCAAAGUCGACCUUUCGAGAAAUUGUCUUUGGCUUAGCAGAGCUAUCAGUGACCUGUCAUUCUAGACAAUCCACUGGCUUUCUGUUUUCAGAAGCAUUCCCAAAAUAUGCCAUUGCAUUAGACCACAAGGUCUUAAACCAUAUAAUCGUCCUUUCCUGUCGAGAUGGAGCUUUAGAAGAACACAAUAAGCCGAGGGACUGCUCUUGGUGUUUUGCUAGCAAGCAUGGUGAAACAGGGAACAGCCUGUUUCUUUACAUAGUUGAGCACCUUGACUAUGGGCGAAGAGAUAUCUUAUCAGCAAAGGAUGCUUUUGGUCGCAUUUCUCUCCACUAUAGUGCAAUCUAUGGAUCGCCAGUCAUCUGUCAAUCGAUUUUAAAUAUAGCUCAGUAUUGGGGCCAGGAUUACCCUGCACGCUUAAUCUUGUCAUCGGACUCCCAGCGAUUCACUCCUUUACACUACGCGGUGAUUAACAACCAUGCAACCGCUACAAAGAUUUUGUUAACUUCCGUUGGAUUUAUGAAUCAAAUAGGUGACAAAAACCUGGGCAAGAAUGCAAUGGAUACCCUGGAGGAUCUUCUUUUUAUCGCCAUAAAAUACCAGUACGACGAGAUAGUUUAUCUGCUUGCGAAAUGCCACUUCGAGUUUCACCGCCGAUCUAGUAAUGGAGAGACCGCUCUUUAUGCUGCGGCUCGAUGUGGGCGCGAGGAGUAUGUGGAGAUACUCCUGAAAAAUGGCAGAACUACCGAUAUCAAUAUCCCUGAAACUAUACAUGGCUGGACACCUUUAUUUAUCGCAUGUGUGGAGGGUCAUCAAUCUGUGGCCAAGCUUCUCAUACAGGCUGGAGCGAAUCAGGAUAUACGUGACCACUUCGGUUGGGCCGCAAAUGAGCAUGCGGUAUUGCGGGGGCAUCUAGCUAUGGCUGAAUUGCUGAACUCAUGGAACAUAGAGAAACUAUCAGGUGGCCCAGCCAGCAUGCCCUUGAAACUCUUGCCUGAUACCAAGUCCCACUUUCGACCUGAUCAGUGCUACGCAGUUGUCAAUUUUGGUGUCCUACAAAAUGGCAAGCACGUGGAGGCGGUCGAGUGGAGAGGUCCUUCUUCUACUUCAGGACUUUCAAUUGAAGUAUCGCUCUCGGAGGCGAGCAAUGCAAGUCAGCUUGUGGAGCUACCCAUUUUGACUGAUAUGGUCAAUCAGCCUUUCGUGUUUCCGGUUACAGAUCCCAAUCAAGCCUGGCUAACGUUCAAAAUGCUACGUACUAAUCCUUUUCAAAAAAGGGAAUAUAACCUCUUGGGCAGUGGUGCAGCUUUACUUAAAAGUCUCAACCAUGGUCUUGGAGAAUACCGUGAAAGCCUUGACAGAGCGCGUACUAUCCCAAUUCUUGAAAAGAACACGUUAAGAGUUAUCGGUACUGUGACUUUUACAUUAGUCAUUGUCAAACCAAUGGCUCGUCCGCUUCCUCCUUUGAAAAAUCCUUGCAUCUCGAGAGGCUUACAACUUGUUGGUCACAGAGGACUCGGCCAAAACACUGGCAGCCGCAGCUACCUCCAACUAGGGGAGAAUACGAUAGAGUCAUUCCUUUCAGCUGCAAAGCAGGGUGCCACUUUUGUUGAGCCAGAUGUGCAGCUAACCAGAGAUCUUGUGCCUGUCAUUUAUCACGAUCUUUCGUUGAGUGAAUCAGGAACGGAUAUUCCCAUUCAUGAUUUGAGCUUUGAACAGUUUAUGUUCGCAAGUAAGCUACAGUCACCGAGAGGUGAUCCGGUAUCCGUCCUUGAAAGAGCAAACACUCGGAGCUUGGGGGCUGGGACCGGUCGAACCAAACUUCGCUCACGAUCAUCAACGAGGGGUCACGACGGAAGAACCCUGGAGUUUUACGAUAGAAUGAAGUAUACUGUUGAUUUUAUGGAUAAAGGGUUUAAGCCUAAUACCCGGGGUGAUUUUAUCCAAGAUUCGUUUGCUACGUUUGAGGAACUGCUUGAGAAAUUGCCCGACACAAUCGGAUUCAAUAUUGAGAUAAAGUAUCCUAGGCUUCAUGAGGCGAUUGGUGCAGGUGUUGCACCUGUGGCUAUUGAGAUCAAUACAUUCAUCGAUAAAAUACUCGAUAAGCUUUUCUCUCAUGUUGGCUGUAAACGGCCCAUAAUUCUCUCCUCUUUCACCCCCGAAGUCUGCAUUCUUUUGGCCAUAAAACAACAGACGUACCCUAUCAUGUUUAUUACUAAUGCCGGCAAGCCUCCGAUGACGGACAAGGAAAAAAGGGCCAGCAGUUUGCAGACUGCAAUUCGUUUUGCAAAGCGGUGGAACUUAACUGGGAUUGUCUUCGCAUCUGAGGCACUGUAA
Molecule: messenger RNA, 3048 nt
Organism: Aspergillus tanneri
Lineage: Eukaryota; Fungi; Ascomycota; Eurotiomycetes; Eurotiales; Aspergillaceae
Exons: 8
Coding region: 1-3048 (1015 amino acids)
Biological process (GO): glycerophospholipid catabolic process
Molecular function (GO): protein binding; glycerophosphocholine phosphodiesterase activity
Source: RefSeq, a predicted model, not a curated record